Molecule: messenger RNA, 3792 nt
Organism: Balaenoptera musculus (blue whale)
Lineage: Eukaryota; Metazoa; Chordata; Mammalia; Artiodactyla; Balaenopteridae
Gene: NAP1L1
Product: nucleosome assembly protein 1 like 1
Exons: 16
Coding region: 165-1340 (391 amino acids)
Biological process (GO): nucleosome assembly
Cellular component (GO): nucleus; chromatin
Molecular function (GO): histone binding; chromatin binding
Source: RefSeq, a predicted model, not a curated record
CUAAUUGUAUAUGAGCGCGAGCGGCGGGCUCUCGGGUCUUUUUUAGCGCCAUCUGCUCGCCGCGCCGCCUUCUGCUCCUCCCGCCGCCGCCCUGAGUCACUGCCUGCGCAGCUCCGGCCGCCUGGCUCCCCGUGCUAGCCACCGAUAUUUGGCGCUCAUACAACAUGGCAGACAUCGACAACAAAGAACAGUCUGAACUUGAUCAAGAUUUGGAUGAUGUUGAAGAAGUAGAAGAAGAAGAAACUGGUGAAGAAACAAAAAUCAAAGCGCGUCAGCUGACUGUUCAGAUGAUGCAAAAUCCUCAGAUUCUUGCAGCCCUUCAAGAAAGACUUGAUGGUCUGGUAGAAACACCAACAGGAUACAUUGAAAGCUUGCCUAGGGUAGUUAAAAGACGCGUGAAUGCUCUCAAAAACCUUCAAGUUAAAUGUGCACAGAUAGAAGCCAAGUUCUAUGAGGAAGUUCAUGAUCUUGAAAGAAAGUAUGCUGUUCUCUAUCAACCUCUAUUUGAUAAGCGAUUUGAGAUCAUUAAUGCCAUUUAUGAACCUACAGAAGAAGAAUGUGAAUGGAAACCAGAUGAGGAAGAUGAAAUUUCGGAGGAGCUAAAAGAAAAGGCCAAGAUUGAAGAUGAGAAAAAGGAUGAAGAAAAAGAAGACCCCAAAGGAAUUCCUGAAUUUUGGUUGACCGUUUUUAAGAAUGUUGACUUGCUCAGUGAUAUGGUUCAGGAACAUGAUGAACCUAUUCUGAAGCACUUGAAAGAUAUUAAAGUGAAAUUCUCAGAUGCUGGUCAGCCUAUGAGUUUUGUCUUAGAAUUUCACUUUGAACCCAAUGAAUAUUUCACAAAUGAAGUGUUGACAAAGACAUAUAGGAUGAGGUCAGAACCAGAUGAUUCUGAUCCUUUUUCUUUUGAUGGACCAGAAAUUAUGGGUUGUACAGGGUGCCAGAUAGAUUGGAAAAAAGGGAAGAAUGUCACUUUGAAAACCAUUAAGAAGAAGCAGAAACACAAGGGACGUGGGACAGUUCGUACUGUGACCAAAACAGUUUCUAAUGACUCUUUCUUUAAUUUUUUUGCCCCUCCUGAAGUUCCUGAGAGUGGAGAUCUGGAUGAUGAUGCUGAAGCUAUCCUUGCUGCGGACUUUGAAAUUGGUCACUUUUUACGUGAGCGCAUAAUCCCAAGAUCAGUGUUAUACUUUACUGGAGAAGCUAUUGAAGAUGAUGAUGAUGAUUAUGAUGAAGAAGGUGAAGAAGCGGAUGAGGAAGGGGAAGAAGAAGGAGAUGAGGAAAAUGAUCCAGACUAUGACCCAAAGAAGGAUCAAAACCCAGCAGAGUGCAAGCAGCAGUGAAGCAGGAUGGUCUACCUUCUGCUUCCCUGGAAAGGAUGAAUUUACAUCAUUUGACAAGCCUAUUUCAAGUUUUUUGUUGUUUGUUUGCUCGUUUUUGUUUUUGCAGCCUAAAAUAAAAAUGUCAAAUAUAAUUUUAGUUCUCCAGAGAUAAUGUCUUAAUUUUGUACUAAUUCAGGUAGAAGCAGAGGCCUAGCUUAAAUUAUGUACCCAGUUUACCGCAUUAUUGAAGAAAAGGGUGCCAACUUUGGAAGAGGUACUACAUCUACUAAUGAGAGAGGAUUAAAAAAAGAAAACAAAAUCUUAAAUGAUUUAAUGUUUUUAAUAGAAAGAUUAAAAGGGUAAAUUUUAUUUCCUUUCGUCAGAACUAGACAAAAGGCCCCAAGCCUCUACAGUUAAUUCCAAUUCUUAUUCCUUAAAGUAUGUGUGUCAUUUACCCACGCCUUUUGUUUUACUAUGUAUUAAAAUGGGUAGUACUGUUUACUUAACUACCUCACAGAUGUGUUAAGGCAUAUUAAGUUAAAUUUUAUGAAAUGUUUCUCAGUCUCAUCAAAAACUCAAAAGUUUGGACCUAUUUGUACCACAAGUAUGUGAUAUUCAGCAUUUUAUUUAUACCAAGGUGUGAUAGUUAAACUGGAAAACAAAGAUUAAGGACCUUUAUUCUGGAUCCGGUCAGGCAACCCUUGCAGAUCUUUGUGUGCCUCCUAUUUUAAUAGAAGUGGAUGGCCGAGCAACUGUUUGAAAAGGUCCAAGAAUUUUUUUUCCAACUCUUUUAAUUAUGACCAUAUUGUAGUAAAUACUGCAGAUAUCAUGGGACUAAAGUAGAAAUAAGACCAUUUUUAGAGGGGGGAAAUGCCAUUAAAUUAGAGACUGUAGAGCCACGUUUAAAAUACCUCAGGCUAAUUACUGUUACUUUUGGGGAUGAACUUUAAAGCUUUGACAGUGAGGAUGGACUAAUUGGGUUGUAAUUAUAGGAAGGCCUUAGAGUUCCUGCUAUAUUAAUAAAAUUACACGGCGUUCCUUUUUAGAGGUGAUAGAGCUUCUGUUUUAAAAAUUUAGUAUUAAGGUCUUGGAAUGUAGACACAUUGUGUUCUUUGUAUAGUACUAUCCAUUCCUCUCUUGAGAUUUUAAUUAACUACUGGAAAUCCUUAACCAGUUGCAGUAGCUUAUAGGGGGGAAAAAUGCCAUGAAAACACCUGUUUUUCCUCUUUAUUUUCAAAAUGAUUUUGGUUGUUUUGAUUAGACAUUCUGUGACUUUUUUUUUCCUUUUGUACCCAUAGUUCAUCUGAACACAGCUUUUUCUGAACUUAAAAUUUUUAACCUAAAGAUAGAAUCCCAUUUUUAAUGAGCUUAAAAAAGUAGCAAAAUCACUACUUUUUUUUUUUUCAUUUCUUUAGGAAAUAGCUGUUGCCAAAGUGAAGAGGUAGAUACUAUUUCGUCUUGUUAUAUAAGGGGGAAUAUGGUUUGCAGAGGAAUUGUUUUUUUAAAUAAAGUUGGAGUUUCAAGGGAUAUCAGUGUUCAUCUAUGCCAUCUCUCCAGUUUCAAAAUGGUUCUAUUCCAUUCUAGAAAUUUGACAUGUAAUUUGAAAUCCUUAAUAAAAUUGCAUUUAAUUUUAUAAAAUGUACUGGUGAUAUUUUGGGUGGUUUUUAAAAAAGAAUGAGUAUAUACUUUUCUUUUUUUUUUGGAAGAGUGGAGAGUAGAGAUGUUUUGAGUAGGCUAUUCAAUGCUUAGGCCAUGAUGGCCUGUAAAAUGUGUCAUUUUAAGAGCAACCUCCCAAGCCCCACUAAAUUGUGUUUGUUAUUGGAAGACUAGACAGAAAGGGAUUCCCUAGUUCUACAGAUUAUACUCUGAGUUAACUAUAGAUGUUUUUGAGGCCCUUUGAAUUUCAUCUUUACAUUUUCAGUUUAUAGUAUUCUCUAGCCCAGGCAGGGACUACCAAGAAGUUCUCUGUUUCUCUCUAGAAAUGGUAAAAUCUCAUAUGAUCACCUGUAAAGUAAUACUUAAAUUUUUUUCUAUCUUUUUAUUCAAAUAUGGUUAUAAGCAGAGAACAACAGUUCCAUAAAUUGAUUGGUUUUUAGUUUAACAUGGAUCUCAACGUUAUUUAAUGUAGUUCACUGAAGCAGUAUUAGUAUUUAUGUGACAUAAAAAUGUCUUAAUUGUGUGGAAUUGGCUUACAGAGUAGUGCUUUAAAACGUGGGAUUCUACCUCUGUUUCCUUUUUAACACAUUUAAUAACAACACAUAAACCUUAAAAGGACACAUUAGCUUUGAUAGAAACAUUUUAAUUAUUCUGUGAACGGGUUAAUGGUAUUGGUUGAUGUAUGAUAAGGCCCUUAAGAUAACUGAAUUACCUGUAUAUUACUGCUGCUUGUAAGACAGUGUGAAUUUGUGGGUUAUCUGAGUUGUAGGCCAUUCCCAUCAUUGAAAAUAAAAAUAAAACUGAAUCAUUGUGAAAA